Molecule: messenger RNA, 1730 nt
Organism: Pyricularia grisea
Lineage: Eukaryota; Fungi; Ascomycota; Sordariomycetes; Magnaporthales; Pyriculariaceae
Exons: 2
Coding region: 1-1065 (354 amino acids)
Source: RefSeq, a predicted model, not a curated record
AUGAGAAGUGCAAAGGAAGCAGAAGGGUUGGGCAAACCACUCCCGGCUCUACCAGCGCAGUCAUCAUCAAUGCUUGACGUCGGCGAGAGCUCAAGAGACGCACCAUCAGAACCACCACAAUACGAAGAAGUAAACACCUCAGCAUCAAGGGCAUCAGCAGCAGCAGAAGCAGAAUUCGCAUCCCAAGAAUCACUACCACCUCCGUCUGCACCUCCAACAACCAAUCCCUCCUCCCUACCAGACCCACCACCAUAUGCCGAGGACGCCGCGCUGGUGCAGGACAUACUCAUCCCGGCCGGCACGCUCCGGCUGGCCGACAGGUCCAUCUUCGCCGCCGAGGCGGGCCCAGAUGCGGCGCCGCUGUACGAGCUCGACCAGACCAUCGGGUACUCGCGCACCGCGUUUGGGACCAUCACACUCUCACGGCUCGAGCACCGCAUCAAGCGCGGCUCCGAGGUCGCCACGCGGGUCAGGGCCAUCUCGGAGCUGGUGCAGACGCCGCCCGUGACCGGUCCGACCUUCCCCUUCCACGCGCGCGCCACCAUCGCCAAGGCCCACACGCUCGGCUCCCUGGGUCUGGUGUCGUACGUCGGCGGCUACCACGUCCACCGCGCCGAGGGAAAGGGUAUGGUGCAGGGGGAACAGCUGUUCCGGGCUACGAGGCCGCACAAGAAUCACGGCGAGCUGACUGACAGCAAUGAUUGGUUUGCCGUCGGCGGCAUGGCUGGCACGGUUGUUGUGGCUGCUGACAACGGCGGGGGCGGGGGCGGGGGCGGGGGCGGGGGCCAGGGUUCGAGCAACAGCCGGUCGGGCCGCGGACGAAGCUUGAGUAGGAGCUUUGACGGCGGUGGCGGCGUGUUGAUCGCGAGGGAGAACACGGAGCGUGAGGGCAUGCACACGCUCGAGAUCCUUGUCUCGCUGGACCAGCGGACGCGGGAUGCGCUUGUUGCCUCGUGGUGCCUGCGGCUGUGGGAAGACAUUGCUGCACGUAACAAACCUCUAUACGAUGCGAAAUCCAAGACAACAAGCACUCUUAAGAUUCUAGCACGGAACUUUCAUUUCUAGGGUCUUGAGAGAAAGAUAUAUCUACAGAGACUUUUCUGUACAGCUGGUCCCGGUAAUACAAGGGCAUCAAAAAUCAAAAGACUUGUUGACCGUGUGACUUUGGCGACCAGGUCAAGCCUUUGCUGGCUCAAGUUCUAUACUCAUAAUGUCCAAGGCAUGCGGGAGUAAGGCGCAUGUACAACUGUGCCGUUCAAGUGCCGGUGUCUCUGGCACACACCACUUGAAAUUAAUCCGCUCGUAUUAAUAGUUCCUCCAAUUAUAUGGUUGCCCGCAACGUAAGGACUGAUAGCUCGUUUAUCAUUUCCAACUGCAAGGCGUCAGUGGGGAACUGGUUCCUUUUAGAUAGCCCUGUUGUUACAUGACCCUCGAGUUAUUUACUCAACCGAGUCAAUUGGAGCCCUCGGUCUUUUACCUUUCAAUUCACAUACAAUCAACCCAGAUUUGUCUAGCUCACAACCAUGGAAUAAUUCUCAGUAGCAGCCCAUAUAAUGUUAUGAGAUAGAUGGGCGAGCAAGCAUCCCGCCGUGACAGAAACAAGGUCGCAUAUGGCAAUAUAACCGGCAUCUGCCGGCCCAAGUCAAGGCACUGGUUGGCUAUAUUGGAUGCUGGGCAGACGCAAACCCAGUCCAUAGGUGGGGGACGGGUAAGGAAAAAAGAGAAUAAAC